AUGGCAUCUGGCUACGGCUUGACCGGAGGCGUCUCUCGCUGUUUUCCUUUCUGGCAAGAAUACAUGUCAUGCUACGUUGUCAAUCAACACGAUCAAGAAGCAAGACGGAAAGGCGUUUGCGCGCCCCGACUAGAAGAUUAUUACGAAUGUCUACAUCAUAAAAAGGAGCACGCUCGCGCACAAGCAAUUCAAGACGCACUACGAAAAGCUGAAGCCGCACAUCCUCGGGAGAAUGCGCCCAAGGUCGGUCAAAUUCGAAGUUUAGGUUUGAUAGGGAAAGAAGAGGAGACCAAAUCAAUACUUGGUGCUUCCCUGCUAGACAAGGGGAGCACCCAGCUCAUUCGGAAUACCGCUGCUUCCCAGCUAGCCGACAUCCAGAAACAAAAUCCCGACAACCUCUUUGCUCUGCUGGGCAGAGUCCUUCCUUACCUACAGUCCAAAUCAUGGGACACCCGAACUGCCGCGGCAAAGGCGGUAGGGGGCAUCAUCUCCAACGCCGAAAAGUUCGACCCGAACGCCGACGAUGCGGAGAUCAAGUCCGAGUUCGUCAAGGCGGAGGAGACUCACACCCAGGUCGACGAGAAAACUCCCGAGGUUGACGACCUACUCCAACUCGCGACGCUGGACAUCAAAUUGAUUCUUCGUCAUGGCAAGAAGCUUUUAGGCAGCGCCGGCAAAGAGUAUGAGUAUUCCAUGGCGGGCAUGACCCCCGCGCAGCGCCUUGCGCAUCAAAAGCAGAGCUUGACGGCCCGGCUUGGACUUGGUGGCGAAUACAUCGAGGACGACCUGGUCACGGAGAACGACUUCGCCGCAAACUCACAGCAUAAAGUCCACACCCCAGGACUAUCACAAGUGGACACUAAAUCAGCUGGGCCAAGACAAGACAGCCUCGGAACCAGCUCACCUUUCAGCGCGGUCUCCCCAUCCGACAACAAUGGACCACCGUUUCUCGAUGAGUCCGGCCUCAGUAAACGACAGCUCAACCAACUGAAACGUAAGAACAAAUCCGCUGCCAAAGCUGGCGCCAGUAAAAUGCGAGUAGUUGAUCUUUCGGGUCGACGUCCGAGCGAGCCAGGCCAGACUCCAGCGUCCGCAACUCCUCAUCCCGUCAAACUUAAUGGCCACGAAGAGCCCAAUGGAGACUCCAAACCAGAUUAUUUUUCGAUCAAACGAGAGGGUCCCGACGACAAAACGACGCUCAUUUCUGAGUUCAAAGGCGAGACCGUGCCUGAAAAGCCGCUCAUUCAGCCCGACGAGGAACAUGCCCACGACUGGCCAUUCGAUGUCAUGUGCGAUUUUCUGUCUCUCGAUCUGUUUGAUCCAAAUUGGGAGGUGCGCCAUGGAGCCGCCAUGGGGUUAAGGGAGGUCCUCCGCGUCCAUGGCCGUGGUGCCGGUCGUCGGUUUGGGAAAUCUCGGGCCGAAAAUGACCUGGCCAACCGACGCUGGCUGGACGACCUUGCAUGCCGUCUGCUCUGCGUGUUGAUGCUGGAUCGCUUCGGAGAUUAUGUUUCCGAUACUGUCGUCGCGCCAAUUCGUGAAUCAAUUGGUCAGACACUGGGUGCGUUGCUGACCCAACUACCCGACGACAUCGCCAUUUCGGUGUACAACUUCCUGCAAGAAAUGAUAAACCAAAAGGACACGGGCCUGAAGCAGCCAAUUUGGGAAGUCUGUCAUGGAGGCAUGAUCGGUUUGCGAUACUUUGUCGCGGUGCGGAAGGAUCUUCUCCUUCAGCAUGGUGACCUGAUUGAUGGUGUUGUGUCGGCCGUCAUUCGCGGACUGGCCCAUCCUGAUGACGACGUCAAGUCGGUGAGCGCUGCGACGUUGGUUCCUAUUGCUGGAGAACUUACGACCAUGCGCCCCCAUUCCCUUGGUCAACUCAUCAGUGUGGUGUGGGAUUGUCUUUUGGAUAUGCAAGAUGAUCUCAGCGCCAGCACUGGUGCGGUAAUGGACCUUUUGGCCACGCUUUGCUCGUAUGACGCGGUCUUGGAGGCGAUGCGGGUCAAUGCGGCCAGCGACCCUGAUCAAUCAUUCGAGAUGCUGGUGCCUCGCCUCUAUCCUUUCUUGAGACAUACAAUCACCAGCGUGCGGAUGGCCGUUUUGAAAGCUUUGGCGACCUUCUUGAAUCUGUCAAAUGUGAGCAACAUGGAAUGGGUCGACGGUCGCGUGACACGCCUGGUCUUCCAAAAUAUGUUACUCGAACGAAGCGAGGGCGUCUUAUGGAUGUCUUUGGAGGUCUGGCAGGCUCUAGUGGCCUUCAUGGCACGCCAGGGGUUUAUGAACUUUACAUCCAGUUUAGAACCACACAUUAUCCCGAUGCUGAGGGCCGCUAUUCAACCUAUCGGUCAAGCACGAAGUCCUAUUCCCAUGGACGCCUCCCUCCUCAUCAGACCUUCCGGAGCACCGAUGGCUGCCCUCACGACAAAGCAUGGGCACGCCCCCGACUCCGAUCAGCAAGCCAAGAAGCGGCGAAAGGUCGAAAAAUCUGAUUCGAACCAACAGCUUUCACACAACACCGACGGGCACAUGUUGCAUGGCGAGGUGGACUUGAUUGGACUGGAGGUCAUGCUGCGAACCAGAAUCACCUGUUCGCGAGCACUGGGUCUUCUCUUAGGCAAACAGAAUGAGGCAUCGAUCGCUUCGUAUUGGACUAGUCUCAUCCCCGUCAUCCACUCACCUCAUUCCAGUACGAGGUUGUGUGCCGCAAUGAUAUUAGAAGAACUUGCCAAGAAUCAGCCCAACAAGCGGGCCAGCACUCCGGCAUUCGUGGCCCAACUUCAACAAGUCCUCGAUGACGACGGCAACGGCUGGUACACCGACAUUGUAUCGUCCUUGCAAGCGGCUCGAGGUCAAUGUCAGUCUCUUAUCAGCGCGUUUCAGAAUAACGCCCAUGUUCCUCGCGAUAGGUUACCGGCGAUCGCCGUGGUCUGUCAAGGCGAUAGUGGUGCUGGUCCCAAGGCUUUCUCGCUCGCGGAUGCCGAACGAAUUGUGACAACCGACUUCGAUCGCCUGCUCAAAGGGCUCACCCCGGCGCAACGAGUGUCUGGGACACAGUACUUAAAUGAUGCUCGUGCAAACGCCGUGACUGCCGUCGAGGAGGCCAGGAAGGUAAAAGAAAGCCGUGACAUUUCGAUCAAGGCGACCAUUGCAUCCGUCUUUGUUAGACUCGGAGAGAUCCCCAAGAAGCCUGGUCAGUUGAUCAAAUGUAUCAUGGACAGCAUCAAAGGUGAAGAAUUUGAAGAAUUACAAUCUCGGUCAGCGUCGGCGGUAGCGGCCCUCAUCGAUUUUUACACGACGAGCCCUAAACGAGGACCAGUGGACAAACUGGUUUCGAACCUCAUGAAAUUCACUUGUGUGGACACCUCGGAGACGCCGGAAUUCGGCCCCAAUUCCACCUUCGAAGACAUUGUCCUCUCCUUGCGAAAAGAAGAAGAUAGGAAGGAUCAUCCGGACGCCGCUAAAUUUGAUCAAGAGGCCAAAGAGGCACGAAUAAUGCGAAGAGGAGCGAAACGGGCCCUGGAUGAACUGGCCCAAUCUUAUGGUGCGACACUUCUCGAGAAGCUGCCGGUCUUGAAAUCUCUCAUCGAAAAUCCCAUCCGGGAGCUCAUCGAGCCCGCCGAUCCGGCAUCGUUGCAGGUCGACGAAGAGCAAGGCCAGUCACUCGUUGACGCUCUUUCCACUUUGCGCACACUCUCGCCGACUUUGGAUACCGGUUUGCAUCCUUGGAUUUUGUCGCUAUUCCCAUUGAUUGGAAAGGCCAUGCGUAGCAGGCUUUCCGUCAUUCGGUACAGUGCUUCCAAGUGCUUUGCUACCCUCUGCAGUGUUAUUCCGGUUGAUGGCAUGACAAUGCUGGUGCAAGACAUCUUACCCAACAUCAGCAACCCCUUGGAUCUGAGAGAUCGACAAGGAAUUACAGAGUGUGUUUACCAUCUCAUCUAUGUCAUGGGCGACCGCAUUCUCCCCUAUGUCAUCUUCCUGAUCGUCCCGGUCCUUGGUCGGAUGAGCGACGCCAACAACGAUGUCCGUCUCCUCGCCACGACGUCGUUUGCGACCUUGGUGAAGCUCGUCCCCCUAGAAGCGGGCAUCCCUGAUCCUCCCGGGAUGCCGGGUUCACUCCUUCAAGGACGGGAGCGAGAGCGCCAAUUCAUGGCGCAAAUGCUAGAUCCGAGGAAAGUGGAGCCUUUCCGGAUUCCAGUGGCCAUCAAGGCGGAACUACGAUCGUACCAGCAAGAGGGCGUCAACUGGUUAGCCUUUCUCAAUAAAUACAAUCUACACGGUGUCCUCUGUGACGAUAUGGGCCUUGGAAAGACGCUCCAAACCCUCUGCAUCGUGGCCAGUGAUCAUCACAUGCGGGCCGAAGAAUACGCCAAAUCACAGGCGCCUGACAUGAGGAAACUGCCCUCGCUCAUCGUUUGUCCUCCCACGCUCUCGGGCCAUUGGCGGCAAGAGAUCAAACAAUAUGCCCCGUUCUUGAGCUGCGUCGCCUACGUCGGUUCGCCGGCCGAGAGAAGUAGUCGUCGCCACUUGCUCGAGCAGGCCGACGUCGUGGUCACGUCGUACGAUGUGUGCCGAAACGACAACGACGUGUUGACGGCCAUCACCUGGAAUUACUGUGUCCUCGACGAAGGGCAUCUGAUCAAAAACCCGAAAGCCAAGAUUACACAGGCGGUAAAAAAGAUCAUCAGCAAUCAUCGGCUCAUUCUUUCGGGCACGCCGAUCCAGAACAACGUCCUGGAGCUAUGGUCUCUGUUCGACUUCCUCAUGCCCGGAUUCCUCGGGACCGAGAAGGUGUUCCAGGAUCGAUUCGCGAAGCCCAUUGCCGCCAGUCGAAACGCGAAGUCGUCGUCGAAAGAGCAAGAAGCCGGCGCGCUGGCGAUUGAAGCGCUCCACAAACAAGUUCUGCCGUUCUUGCUGCGCCGCUUGAAGGAGGAGGUUCUGAACGACCUGCCUCCGAAGAUCCUGCAAAACUACUAUUGCGACCUCAGUGAACUGCAGAGGCGAUUAUUCGAGGACUUUUUCAAGAAGGAACGGAAGACCGUGGAGAACAGCAUUGGAUCGGCCGACAAGGAGGCCAAACAACACAUCUUCCAAGCCCUGCAGUAUAUGCGCAAACUGUGCAACUCUCCCGCUCUCGUGGUCAAGGAGGGCAACAGGCAGUAUGAUGCUAUUCAGAAGCAGCUUGCGGCAUCCAAGUCCAGCCUGCGGGAUGUCGCACACGCACCGAAACUGGGUGCUUUACGGGACUUGCUUGUCGACUGCGGGAUCGGAGUGUCCAACGACUCCAACGACAUCUCGGCGUCGAAUUACGUAUCACAACACCGAGCAUUGAUCUUCUGUCAGAUGAAAGAAAUGCUGGACAUGGUGCAAACGGAAGUCCUUGGCAAAUUGCUCCCGACCGUGCAAUUUCUGCGACUGGACGGCAGCGUGGAAGCCUCCAAGCGACAGAACAUUGUCAACCAGUUCAACAACGAUCCCAGCUACGACUGCCUGUUGUUGACGACGAGCGUCGGUGGCCUAGGAUUGAACCUGACAGGAGCCGACACGGUCAUCUUUGUGGAACAUGACUGGAAUCCACAGAAGGACAUCCAAGCGAUGGACCGAGCGCAUCGAAUUGGACAAAAGAAGGUCGUCAACGUGUAUCGACUCAUCACUCGGGGGACGCUCGAGGAGAAGAUAUUGAGCCUGCAACGAUUCAAGAUCGAUGUGGCAUCCACUGUGGUCAAUCAGCAAAACGCUGGUCUCGGCAGCAUGGAGACGGAUCAGAUCCUGGACUUGUUUAAUCUCGGCGACACAUCGGAGACGGGAGGCGAAAGUGGUGGCACCGGUAAAGACGAGGACAUGGUGGACCUCGAGACAGGAGAGGUCAAGAAGAAAGGUGAGAAGGGCUGGCUGGACGACGUGGGCGAACUAUGGGAUGAGAGGCAGUACGAGGAAGAGUUCAAUUUGGACUCGUUCGUGCAGAAUCUGCAAAAAUAG
Messenger RNA from Rhinocladiella mackenziei CBS 650.93, 5973 nucleotides. RefSeq lists its product as uncharacterized. The record is from RefSeq and is a predicted model, not a curated record. The transcript has 4 exons. Bases 1 to 5973 code for a protein of 1990 amino acids. Lineage: Eukaryota; Fungi; Ascomycota; Eurotiomycetes; Chaetothyriales; Herpotrichiellaceae. Gene Ontology annotation, molecular function: ATP-dependent chromatin remodeler activity; DNA binding; ATP binding.